UUGAUGUGUGUUUAUCUCAUCACAAUCUAAUUCGUUGAAAAGUAAUCAAAAUACGCGACAGCUAAUUACAAAAAUCUGUAAAUAUUAUACUUUUAUUGUGAAUGAUAUAAUAACUUUUGGCCACCAUGAAACUCGUGCUUACAAAAUCAUUGCAAUGUUUUAUGCUGUUGCUGUUGCUUAGUUUUGUUUUAUGUGAAAACAAAUACUCUAAAAAUGCUAAUGAAAAGCAGAAGAACAAAAAGGUUGAUUUUAGAACUUUAGAGAAGCCGUUCAGAAUGAACAAGCUUAAUAUUUUGUGGACGAAAGCCAAGCAGCGCUUAAGCGAGCCGAAACUGCAAUCACUGUAUAGUGAUUUGAUGAUACACGACAAAGAAGAAGUGACGUAUAAACGGGUGAAGAGCGAAGGGGGUGACAAGGAGGGGUUGAAGGAGGCGGAGCUGCGGCGGAAGCUCACCAACAUCAUGACCGUUUAUGGGCUUCGGGAACACUUUGACGACCACACAGGAGGCAAGGUCAAGGACCAUCCAGCUCACAACUCUGCAUUGGAUGACCAUAUCAAUAGGAGCAUUUUCAAAGACAAGAAGUUGAACAUGCUCUGGUCAAAGGCCGAGGCCUCAGGAUUCACCAGCGAAGAGCUUGCUGCUCUGAAAGAGGAGUUCACCCACCACCAGGAGAAGAUAGACCAAUAUUAUGAGCUGCUCAAUAAUGUUGAUAAUAUUAAGAGUGAUGGUUUUAAAAAUGCUGUCAAUGAGGAAGAAUUGGACAAAUUCAAUGAAAUUAAUUACCAGGCAAAAAACAAUGAAAUUGGCCAGAAGGAUUAUCUUGACGCAGCUAAUUUAGUAAGAGACAAACACAGAGGCUUGAGGGACGGAUAUGACAGGCUUCAGAGGAUGACAGCCAGAGGUCCUAAUAACAAAGAAUUUAUUGAGCCUAAAGUUCAAGGACUAUGGAAAAUAGCUACAGCUGCCAACUUCACUGUAGAUGAACUUGAAUCUUUGAAGGUCGAGCUGCAGCACUACGAGUCCAGGCUGCUGAAACUGCGCCACAUCCAAGCAGACCACGUUAACAACUUCGAUAAGCAUCACAGCAAGAUAGCGGCGGCUGGCGAUAAGGUGGACCACUUCGAGGAGCAGCAGCAGAUGAUCAAGAAGCACUCUCGUAAGGUGGAGAAGCUGCACCAAGACCUCGAGAGCAGGAUCCUCGCGAGGCACUCAGAGUUAUAAGUUAUCAUUUCUAGUACAUAAGUAUUGUCUGUUGUAUCUACUCGGGGACAUUAUGAACCCAAUAAUCCACAUGGAAGAGCCUAACGGCCUAUUAGAUUCGUUAAAAUAACAGGUCGUGACUUUGCCAGCAUAUGCUGUCAAGAGUACAUUUACGCUUGAACCUUUACUUGCUCCAGUUACUAGAGAUUACAGAUAGAGCGGGUUGCUCUCGCUGGAACAUGUUUCUCUCUUGUUCUUCUAUGAUGAAGUGCUCUAAUGCCAAUAUGCGCCGUAUGCAGGAGCAGGAGCAAAUGUAAUGUGAAUAUGUAGUAACAAAAUCUAUAGAGUAAGACCAAGAUAUGCAACGAUUUUAAUAGCACUCGCAGUCCAAGUGAAUUUAACCUUUUGGCCGCCGGACCUAGUCCGCAAAGACGCUCACUCACACGCCAGAGCAAAUUUUAAGUAAACAACUAAUAAAAAGUUUAGGGAUUGCAAAUAGUGAUAUCGAUAUUUACAAUAUUAUGGUAAAAAUCUUUUUAAUUUAGCUUUGUUCUUAUCCUGUUUUAAUUUCAUUCCAAAUUGCCAAAAUUAAACAUAUGUUUUACACCCGAAAAUGUUUAAAAUAUAGGGAUUUAACAUAAAAAACAACCACUAAACAAUGUCGAUUCAAGACGUGAUAUCGCCGCACUAGGCUGUACGAGAAGUCUUUUAUACAAGACAACGGCGCCCAUGGACUGCCCGCAAUGCAGACCGACAAGGACUGUUUCCGCGCGGAUCAAGUAAUAAUAGUCUCUAGGUCAACGGCGUAAGCGCUUGUCGGUACGUAAACUUUAUUGGCGUAACGUUAACCUUUUGGCCGCCGGACCUAGUCCGCAAAGACGCUCACUCACACGCCAGAGCAAAUUUUAAGUAAACAACUAAUAAAAAGUUUAGGGAUUGCAAAUAGUGAUAUCGAUAUUUACAAUUUAUGGUAAAAAUCUUUUUAAUUUAGCUUUGUCCUUAUCCUGUUUUAAUUUAAUUCCAAAUUGCCAAAAUUAAACAUAUGUUUUACACCCGAAAAUGUUUAAAAUAUAGGGAUUUAACAUAAAAAACAACCACUAAACAAUGUCGAUUCAAGACGUGAUAUCGCCGCACUAGGCUGUACGAGAAGUCUUUUAUACAAGACAACGGCGCGCAUGGACUGCCCGCAGUGCAGAUCGACAAGGACUGUUUCCGCGCGGAUCAAGUAAUAAUAGUCUCUAGGUCAACGGCGUAAGCGCUUGUCGGUACGUAAACUUUAUUGGCGUAACGUUAAAGCUGCGCAUCAUGUGUCGAUAAAGUCAAUAUACCGGAACUGUUUUAGUGAAAAUUACACGUGGGUUGAAUUUUUAAUGAGUGAAGAUAUUAUUCCGGAAUUAGAAUCUAUAAUUAAAUUUCAGUUUGGUUUACAUUAAUAUAGGUAAACUCUUAUCAAAAAAACGUUCAACGACUUGUUAUAAAAAAAUUACACAUUAACUUCAAUGUUAUAACAAAAAACUAAAGUCUGAUAAACAGGUAUGUCCCUGUACCACUCUUGUGCGAAGCGGUCGCUGCGGUGUAUCCCUUCCCACUAAGCUAUAAAAGAACAUCAAUUAUUUUUUUUAUUUAUCUCUUCUGCAAUUAAAUAGUCCACAAUCUACAAGGGCAAAUUUACUUGUCUGACUCUAGUUUAUAGAACUAAAGAAGCUGCCUGAACUUUAAAUAUAGUUAUGCCUAUCUGACUCUCGUUCUACGUAUUCUAGUACUCGUAAGUAGUUAUACCUACUACUCGUUGAAAAAAAUUGGCGAUUAACAAGUGUUCAAAUAUUUAGAUAAAAACAUAUUUCUGACUUUAUAUUUACUUUAAAAAUUCCCAUAUCGAGUUACCAUUCCCAUCCCUAGCUGUCUUUUAUACAAGACAACGGCGACGAGGAACAUGAAAAAUUUUGAAAAUUGGAGCAAUUUUUUUAAAUGCCUUAUUAUAAAAGAAGGGAUUUAUAUAGCGGCUUAAAAAGCAAAUAAAUGAAAAAAACAAAGACCUUAAAUAUGAACACGAGUGUAAAUGAAAUUGCAAUUGUUAUUAUUUUCCCAUUAACUCAGUGGUUGAAUUUGUGUCUUGUAUACAAGACGACGGCGCCAGCGUAUCGUUCUAUCGUUGUCUUCUAUACCGGACAACGGCGGUCAAAGGGUUAAAGCUGCGCAUCAUGUGUCGAUAAAGUCAAUAUACCGGAACUGUUUUAGUGAAAAUUACACGUGGGUUGAAUUUUUAAUGAGUGAAGAUAUUAUUCCGGAAUUAGAAUCUAUCAUUAUAAUUUCAGUUUGGUUUACAUUAAUCUAUAGGUAAACUCUUAUCAAAAAAACGUUCAACGACUUGUUACAAAAAAAUUACACAUUAACUUCAAUGUUAUAACAAUAAAAGUAAAGUCUGAUAAACAGGUAUGUCCCUGUACCACACUUGUGCGAAGCGGUCGCUGCGGUGUAUCCCUUCCCACUAAGCUAUAAAAUAACAUCGAUUAUUUUUUUUAUUUAUCUCUUCUGCAAUUAAAUAGUCCACAAUCUACAAUGGCAAAUUUACUUGUCUGACUCUACUUUAUAGAGCUAAAGAAGCUACCUGAACUUUAAAUAUAGUUAUGCCUAUCUGACUUUCGUUCUACGUAUUCUAGUAAGUAGUUACCUACUAUUCGUUGAAAAAAAUUGGCGAUUAACAAGUGUUCAAAUACUUAGAUAAAAUCAUAUUUCUGACUUUAUAUUUACUUUAAAAAUUCCCAUAUCGAGUUAACAUUCCCAUCCCUAGCUGUCUUUUAUACAAGACAACGGCGACGAGGAACAUGAAAAAUGUUGAAAAUUGGAGCAAUUUUUUUAAAUGCCUUAUUAUAAAAGAAGGGAUUUAUAUAGCGGCUUAAAAAGCAAAUAAAUGAAAAAACAAAGACCUUAAAUAUGAACACGAGUGUAAAUGAAAUUGCAAUUUUUAUUAUUUUCACAUUAACUCAGUGGUUGAAUUUGUGUCUUGUAUACAAGACGACGGCGCCAGCGUAUCGUUCUAUCGUUGUCUUCUAUACCGGACAACGGCGGUCAAAGGGUUAAACGUCAAACUUCUAUUAAAUGAUGACGUAUAAAUAACACUUGCACUGCCUGUGCUCUCAAACUAGUUACCGACACAAUUUUACAGGCCGAAUAUUGUAGUGCCAAAAAUUAUUAUGACAUGCUGCCAUACAUAAAAAUAAUUAAAUAUCUUAAAGAACCUUAACUAUAAGGUUCGUUAUGAACAAAAACAGUGCAGGCAUAUUAAUUAUUUUGAUUUUAUGGUAGCACAGUCAUUUUGUUACAAGUGCUAGGCAGCUUUUGCUAAAUGUUAACUAAUAAAUGUACGUAAAUAAGAAUCUCUCUGUAUAUAAUUAAAUUAUCGAAUAAAUCUGUAUAUUUCAUA
Cydia fagiglandana is the source of this 4626-nucleotide messenger RNA. RefSeq names its product alpha-2-macroglobulin receptor-associated protein. Gene Ontology annotation, biological process: regulation of receptor-mediated endocytosis. The coding region runs from base 126 to 1223 and encodes 365 amino acids. The transcript is spliced from 7 exons. Gene Ontology annotation, molecular function: low-density lipoprotein particle receptor binding; heparin binding; receptor antagonist activity. NCBI's taxonomy places the organism in Eukaryota, Metazoa, Arthropoda, Insecta, Lepidoptera, Tortricidae. Gene Ontology annotation, cellular component: endomembrane system; endoplasmic reticulum. The record is from RefSeq and is a predicted model, not a curated record.